Molecule: messenger RNA, 3025 nt
Organism: Eleginops maclovinus (Patagonian blennie)
Lineage: Eukaryota; Metazoa; Chordata; Actinopteri; Perciformes; Eleginopidae
Gene: ethe1
Product: ETHE1 persulfide dioxygenase
Exons: 7
Coding region: 436-1329 (297 amino acids)
Biological process (GO): glutathione metabolic process; hydrogen sulfide metabolic process
Cellular component (GO): mitochondrion
Molecular function (GO): sulfur dioxygenase activity
Source: RefSeq, a predicted model, not a curated record
CAGACGACUCGUGUGGGUGCAUGCCUUUAUGAGCAUACAUGGCUGAUGCUUGUGCUCUACAAUAGACCGAGAUGACCUGAUGUUAUACUGUAGGUUGUAUCUAAUCUGGGAGUGGAGGAGGAAGUUGACCUACUGGACUGUAGUGGACUAACCCACAUUGCGCAAUGACAACAAACAUUGGUUAUGGCCCCAGUAACAGCUGCUGUAAAAGUUAUUGACAAUGGAGCACCACUAUUGUCUCUGGAUUACUUGCAAGGUGAGAGUCAAACGACUUUGAGUUUUGACUUUUCUUGGUAGAAAUCGCACAUUACCUUCCAUUAGCUUGAGGAUUAAGGCGGCUACAGCCUCACAGACACAGCCUAUCGGAUUUCUCAAAGACAUUAAUGUUCUACUUGAGAUAAUCAUCUGGUUACUCAAUCAGAAAAAAAACGGCGUAUGACAAUGUGCUCGGUAAUAAGCAGAGUGAAACCAGUCCAACGAGCUCUGGCUCUCACGCUCCGCUUCAGAGCAACCACCGAGGGUUCGAGUUACGCACUGGCCGAGAGCAGGCGCUUCUGUCCCGGCGUAAGUGCUGUCAUUGACCCGCUAAGAGCUACCAGCCGAUCAUACUGCUCCAGGAUGGCGCUGACUGAAGGACUGCUGUUCAGACAAUUGUUUGAAUCCGAGAGCAGCACUUACACAUACUUGCUGGCAGACACAGAGACCAAGGAGGCGAUCGUCAUCGAUCCUGUACUGGAGACUAUCGACAGGGACCUGAAACUCAUACAUGAACUGGGACUCAAUCUAAAAGUGGCAGUAAAUACCCACUGCCAUGCGGACCACAUCACAAGCACUGGGCUGAUGAAGGAAAGAUUGGUUGGGCUGAAGAGUGCAAUCUCCAAAUACAGUGGUGCCUCUGCAGACAUCUUCCUGUCAGAAGGAGACAAAAUCUCCUUUGGAAAACAUCAUCUGACAGUAAGAGACACACCAGGACACACUGAUGGUUGCAUGUCGCUGGUGUCUGGCGAUCAGAGCAUGGCUUUUACUGGAGACGCACUGCUCAUCAGAGGCUGUGGCAGGACUGACUUCCAGCAAGGCUGUGCGAGGAAGCUCUAUGAAUCAGUCCAUCAGAAGAUCUUCACUCUGCCAGACCAGUGCCUCGUCUACCCAGCACAUGACUACUUAGGUCAGACGGUGUCUACGGUCGGUGAGGAGCGCAGGUUUAACCCGCGCUUGACCAAGACAGAGGAAGAGUUUGUGAACAUCAUGAACAACCUGAAUCUCCCCAAGCCGAGUAAAAUAGAUAUUUCAGUGCCUGCGAAUCUGGUUUGUGGAGUACAGGAAGUCUGAAUGUCCUGCAAAAGGGAGGAACUACUUUAACCAAGGAAUUACUACCACAACUAUCAUACAAUCAUAAAAUCCGAAUCAGCUUGGCUUGCAUUUUUACUGUAUAGCAAAAUGAUUAACAUUUACAUUUUUGAAUCUAAACAGAUCUGUUAAUCAAUAAUUGUUUGCCAUAAAGUGCUUUAUUGUGUGUAUUUAUUUAAAUCUAAAGAUGUACAUUUGAAAAGUUUUAGCCAUUCGGAUUCUGUCAUUUCUAUGACAAUGCUUAAAAUAAAAAUGCGAUAAGGUCCAUUUUAACCAACAAAAAUGGGGGCUCAAGAUAUUUUAUGAGGAGAAAACUACUAUAAAAAUGAUUUUUCUGUAUUUUUUUUCCCCAGCUAUGUAACGUACCCUAUUCUGCUGUGCUAUUAUGAAUCAGGGAGGAAAUCGUACAGAUGGAAAGCUUCGAUAGGAAAGUUCCAUUCAAGGUUGGGUUUAGUAUUCAUGAGUGCUUAACUGGGACAAUUGAGUUCUUCCACAUGGCCUUUCCAGUGAUUCCGGACUCCUUAAGCCGAGGACGUACGCACACACACACACACACACACACACACACACACACACACACACACACACACACACACACACACACACACACACACACACACACACACGCACGCAUCCACACCUGUACGCACAAAACUCCCACUGCUGCCAGCCACAGCCUUUUUGCAUAGCAGGAAAUUGAAACUAUCUGCAUUCAGAUAUCUUCAGAGGCCAAAGUUUCCAUUGUCAACAUGUCAUUGCCAUGUGUCUAAGCUCGGUUCCUUACAUGUGUAACUUUAUCUCAGUAUGAUAUGAAGUAGAGCAUCCAUGCCAAGUACAGACAGUGAAGUCUGUGUCUUUGUUUCCGGAUGUUCUCUACAUGCUGCUCUUAGUCUGCACAUAACCACUCAUCAGCCAGUCAGGCAGGUUUGUUUGGGAGUGUCGGCCUCUGACUCAGCAACAUGCCUCUUCCAGAGAAAGUUGUGAAAUUGUGCUGUAUGAAAGUGUUGGACUGAUCAUGAGCUUUUAACGACCAGCAUAUAUUAUAUAUAUUCACCAAUAUUCUAUUGAGCUGUUUCCAAAUGUAAAAAUGUAUCCUGCCUUGAUUUGAAAUGUGCCAAACCGAUUGUACAAAGUUCAAUUCACUUUCUGGGUGAAUGACUCCCAUAUUACCAACCCUCAUUAAUUACAGUUAGUUUGUAAUGUGACAUUUAAUAACAGAUUUUAGAGGAGUAAUCACUAACCUCAUAUUACAUACAAGUACCCCUCAAGACUAUAGAAGCAUAAUGCAAACACUUGCCCUGUUUCUCUAACUUAACAAGAUUAUUAUUUCAGAUUUAUUUCAUAUACAUUUCCAGCCUAUUUAGUUUAAACCACAUUUAUUUGAUGGUAUGAGCCAUUCAGAGAUACUCAUCUCUUAAAGUCAUAUAAGUUAUAUUCUUAUUACUUUGCACAGAAGAAUAGGGCUUUGAAUUUGAACAACUGUAUGAACCUGUUAAAAAGAGCGGAAUUCUUACAUGUUUUUCAUUUUGAAAAACAGGGCAAAUGUGUAUUUCUGUAUUGCAAUCUAAGAUAAAGAGAGGUAUAUAGAUUUGGUUUCUGCAGAGUUAAGGUAUUGGUAUCAGUAGAGGAGUUUUGCUUCGGUGCACCCUUAUUAAUAAAAGUGCAAUACUGUCCUGAU